AGUCCACAUUCUAGCGGGAAAGUUGCUUUAGGUAUGAUCAACACUGUAUCUCAGACAGCUGCCAACUUUGGAUUAUCACCAGCCAAUAUGUUCUCAGGAAGACCAGUUGUUUCAUCUGCUGUCAACACAACUUCACAGCAGUCUGCAACUUUUGGAUUGUCAACAACAAAGAACUUCAGCAGCCCACUAGCUUCAGCUGCUGUCAGCAUGACAUCGCAUAAAGAAUUGGACUGUGGAUCAGUCAGGGCAGAUAACGUGAACAGAGGCCUCUCGGGCAGAUCAGUGUUUUGCCCUGCUACCAGCAGUGUAUCUUCCCAAAAUGUGAACUAUGGAUCAGUCGGGGGAGAUAAUAUAAACAGUGUAGUCUCUGACAGGCAAAGUGUUUCUCUUUCUGUUAGCAGUAUGUCACAGAAGGCUGCCAACUAUAAAUCAGGGGUGGAUAAUCCAAGCAGCACUUUUACAGGCAGACCAGUUAUGUCCACAGUUGUCUGUGCUGACUUGCAGAAUAUGGCAGAUCUUGGAUCUUUAGGAGCAGUUAAUCCAGGUGGUUCGUGGUAUGGCAGACCAGGCACGUCUUCCACUGUCAGGACUGGUCUGAUGGCGACAGAGGAGGUGCAACUGCUGGAGCAUGACAGACUUCAUGGUAAAGCCCAGGACUUGAUUAGCUUCAGUGGCCGUUGCAUGGCUGACAAGGGACUUCAGGCUGCUCAGAGGACAGAUGUUCAAACCACUUCAGUAAAUGCAAGACUUGAGCGAGCAGACAAGCCAUACUCUUGGAAUCAGUGGAGCAAUGAUAACAUGGGGAGGUCAUCAAAUGGGCGUCAGAUUGAACUUGAUCAUCCAGCACUGCGUGGUCAUCAAGCAAGCAUGGAUCAGUCUUACUCUCCUGUUCAUUCACAACAAAAUAUUGCAGGUACUGAGGUGGGCCCUCUGCCAUCUAUGCUGUUCAGAAAGACCCUGGGGAGAGAUAUGUUGCCAACAUGUCAUCAGGAGGACACCUUAAGAGAGAUACAAUUUCAGAGGGCUGGGCAUCAUCAUGACAAUAAGGAGUCUCGCUCUUUCGUCAGCAUAGCAAGAAAUGAAUCAGAAGAAAGGCAAGAUGUGGCAUCCUCCCAGAUGAGAAUGUCUCGAGAAAGAGACCAGCCAUCUCAGCCGAGAGGCCAGAAUGUAGAGGUCUUUAUUCCUGCCAACAACCAGCUAUUUCAUUUUGCCCAUCACAGCCAAAUGUUAAAAGAAUUUGGACACAAACCUCUGGAAGAACCUUGCCACCAUUCCAAGAUGCAGUGGUCAUCAUUUGAAAGAAGACAGGUUGAAAAUGUGACAGAUGGGAAAAGAGAUCAAAGACUGGACAAAGGUGUGAGAAAUGGGGACAGAGAUCAAAGAUGGAAUGAAAAUGUGAGACACCCACAAAGUGAUCAAAGAUGGGAUGAAAAUGUGAGACACACACAGAUAGAUCAAAGAUGGAAUGAAAAUGUGAGCCACUCACAAAGAGAACAAAGAUGGGAUGAAAAUGUGAGACACCCACAGAGGGAUCAAAGAUGGGAUGAAAGCUUCAGAAAUGAGGCCAGAAAUCAGAGAUGGCCUGAAAGGGAAGAGAUGCAUCAACUUCAGCCUCAGAAAAUUCCAGAGGGUUUUAGGCAAAAUCACCCAGACAGGGAGGAAGAUAGAGUGGACUGGGGUCCCUCUGAUCAGAUGAUGCGAAAUGAUGACAGGGGCACACAAAGCACCAUCUGGAACAACAGAAGGGACAAUUAUAACCAAAGGAGAAGGCAGAACUACUGUUGACAACUUCUUACCGCAAACACACAGAUCUGAGUGGAACGGUCUGGAGCAUAGAGUACAGAAGACACAAGCAGGUGUUCCAAAAAGCACUGAAAGUUUUGUGGUUUUAUGACAGUCAUCCUGCAGAAAACUAAAGAUAUGUGUUAUUGUUGGAAUUUGUAAAUCUGGUUAAAUUUGUUUUACUUAUUGGAUCAUUGGAGCUAUACAACAUGUAUAGGGAGACUGACUGGUGUAGACUGAUCUCAAUUGUGAUACCUGUCAUGAUUUUCUCCUAAAUACAAAUAAGUAAAUUGGCAUGCUCAGACUAGCCUUAAAAGGAAUCAUACAGGUAAUUCAGCUUGCAGGCAGAUUACUGGAGUAGUAUUGUCAUCAUUUUAUUAUAAAAAUGUGUGGUAUUUACUAUUGUGCUUAGGGGUGGGGAUGGGUUAAGGCUUAUAGAUUGAAGUGAGAGCUUCUAGCAUCUUAAGGUGAUACCAUAACAGAAAACCUAACUUUUUGUGACAUGGGAAAGGUGGUUUGACCUCUUUCCAGUUCUUGAGGUUUGUAUCUCAUGAAAAGAACACUUCUUUGCUCAGAAUUUAUGAGUUUAAUAUUUUAAGUUCAGGCCUUGACCUUUGAUUGUGAUCCUUAGGUGGCCACAAAUUUGAAGAACUUUAAAAAAAAAAUCAUAAAGUGUUAAUGUGGCAGGAAAAUUAUUCAAAAUUAUCAAUAAAGUUCAAAGCUAUGAGAAAGAAAUCGUUCCUACCUCAUUCUGUCAUAAAAUAACACUUUCUUUUUAAUCCAAACAAAAUAAGGUAUAUCAGAUCUUAUUUCCAUUUACUAUCAAAAUACAAAAAGAAUAAUUUUGAUAAAAGCUUAAGCAAAACAGAUGAUCACCAAUAUGCUAUGUACUGGCUUUCAUGGUUACACACUGUUUAGAAAUGAAUAAACAUAAUAAAGAACAACUUUUGUGUCAGAAAUAAGCUAAAAAAAAUAUUCAAAAUCAUUGUCUUUGCAUGGGCGUUUGUGUUGCUAUUAUUUUUGAAAGCACAUCCAGAAAAAUUCAAAUCUUCAAAUUAAUAUUUUUCGGCAAUCAUGUUAAGGGAUGUAACUCUUUUCAUAAGAUUCACCUCUCUAAAUGACUGGAUUAUAUCCCUUUUUUUGUAGUAAAAGUUAUUGAAUGUGAUAAACACUGGUGGGCAGCAAGGGCUUAAUGUUUGUUGAAGAGCCAGACAUUUGCCUGUCUCAGACUCAAAGAGCUGAAUUAGUAUUUUGAAUUUAAUUUUGCACUUGAAAGAAAUGGCAUGAGGUUUCUAUUUUGAAUCUAAAAAUAUUGGUAGUGAAGUUUGUGGUUUAAAGAAACAGAUAUUAAAAUUCCCUAAAUCAAACAACAAAUUUCCUGUACAAGAUUUGAGAAAAAAGAAUUAGUCAGGACUCUUAUGGUCUGCAUCAGACUAGAGUUAGUAUGUGUAAGUUGUCCUGAGAGGUUUCAUCAUGUGAAAAAUUUGUUAGUUCCCCCAAACACAUUUCCAUGUCAAACAGGUUCAUUCUUAUUGUGACUUUUCCUAGGUGCUUUCAUGAAUGGAGACUUUUAUCUGUUUGUUGUUUUAACCUAACAGUAGAGUGAAUGCUAUUGCCAGACUAUAAACAUUAAAACACAAACCUUACCUUUCAGUCCGUGUAGCACACCAGUUCAGACCAAAACCAUUCGUACCCAUAAGGCAACGUAGUAAUUCAUUGUUAACUUGUUUAAUGAAACAUUGGAAUUAACACAAAAUACACAUAUUCAGUGAUUUGUUUUCCUUUUUGCAAGAAUGGUUAAUAUUUGAAUUUAAUGUGUGUGUACCAGUUUGUUUACAGUGGUGUUCAUAUUCCAAAAAAGAAUUUCCAUUAUAAAUGUUAAAACAGAAAAAUAUACCACAAUCACAUUCUGCAAAACAUUCAAUAAUUUGCUGAAUGUUCUGUGCCGGUAUGUGAAGGCAUGUUUCUGAGGAAAGUGCUAGAAGGGUAAACCUUCAAAUUGGACAGUUUGACAAAUGUGCAUGAAAUGUUAUAAACAUUCCCACUGAAUACAAAUAUCAGAAAAUUUACGUAAAUAAAAACAUCUGUUAAGGAUUGAAAAAA
Molecule: messenger RNA, 3885 nt
Organism: Pomacea canaliculata
Lineage: Eukaryota; Metazoa; Mollusca; Gastropoda; Architaenioglossa; Ampullariidae
Exons: 3
Coding region: 34-1785 (583 amino acids)
Source: RefSeq, a predicted model, not a curated record